Messenger RNA from Colossoma macropomum (tambaqui), 4664 nucleotides. RefSeq names its product SR-related and CTD-associated factor 4-like. Gene Ontology annotation, molecular function: RNA binding; RNA polymerase II C-terminal domain phosphoserine binding. NCBI's taxonomy places the organism in Eukaryota, Metazoa, Chordata, Actinopteri, Characiformes, Serrasalmidae. The record is from RefSeq and is a predicted model, not a curated record. Gene Ontology annotation, biological process: negative regulation of termination of RNA polymerase II transcription, poly(A)-coupled. Gene Ontology annotation, cellular component: nucleus.
AUUGCAUCUCGUUAGCAGUUGAGGUGAAGUUGGAUUCUUCAACAUUAUCAGUAAAAAUAUCCGCCGACAGCCGUCCGUGCUGCUCCAGAUGAAGACAGACGGGUAGGUGAAGACCCAGAAGGCGCCAUGGAUGCAGUGCAGGCUUUUAACGCGGAGAUGGUGUCCAUGAUGGACAUGAAGCCGCCAAUUUCCCGAGCAAAGAUGAUGUCCAUCACAAAAGCAGGGAUAAAAGCUAUCAAGCUUUAUAAACACGUCGUCCAAAUAAUUGAGAAGUUCAUCAAGAGGUGUGGUCCAGAGCUGAAGGUCCCCGGCCUGUAUGUGGUGGACUCCAUCAUCAGGCAGUCUCGGCAUCAGUUUGGAGAAGAUAAAGACGUUUUUGGUCCGAGGUUUCUGAAGAACAUCUCCGAGACCUUCCACAGCCUCUACCAAUGUCCUCCUGAUGAUAAGACGAAGAUCUUGCGGGUGUUGAAUCUGUGGCAGAAGAACUCUGUGUUUGGUAUGGACGUCAUUCAGCCCCUGCUGGACAUGGCUUCAGCUCCACUCUUACCUGUUCUGGAGAACGGCAGGACGCUGGGAGGGUCUCCAGCUGCUGAGAUACCUGCCCAACCGCCCUCUGCCUCCAUCCCCGUCACUCUGGACCAGCCCAUCAGUACCGGAGUCCUUCCAGAAACUCAGAUCUCAGCCACUUUUCCUCAGCUCCAGAACCCGGCGGCUCUCCCACAGCUCCAGAUUCCCCGCCGCUCUCCCACAGCUCCAGAUCCCGGCGGCUCUCCCUCAGCUCCAGAACCCGGCGGCUCUCCAUCAGCUCCAGAACCCGGCGGCUCUCCCACACCUCCAGAACCCCACCCCUCUCCCACACCUCCAGAACCCGGCGGCUCUCUCUCACCCCAGAACCCCACUGCUCUCCCACACCUCCAGAACCCGGCGGCUCUCCCACACCUCCAGAACCCGGCGGCUCUCCCACACCUCCAGAACCCGGCGGCUCUCCCUCAGCUCCAGAACCCCGUCGCUUUCCCUCAGCACCAGAACCCUCCAGUGCUCACCGCUAUCGCUCAGUUUUUACAGUCCAGUCAAGGCCUCGAUCUCCAGCAGGUUCUGCAGACUCUCCAGCAGAGCAGUGCUAACGCCCAGCCGGCUGCCCAGAGCGCUGCUCCCUCUCAGCCGAACAGCACAAUCGCAAAGGUUUUGCUGGACCGGUUCGAUUAUGAUGAGGAACCAGAUGUGGAAGAACCAAAACAGGAGGAAACGACUCCAGCUGUAAACCUCAUGGAUCUGCAGCAGGCUUUACAGGCUCACCUUUUCGGUCAACUAUCAAGCCAGGUGCUUCCGAACGUGCAGGCAGCGCUGCAGGCAGUGGGUUCUCAGUCGGUUCCUGGUUCGGCGCAGGCCGCGGGACAGCCUCGCCCUGACCUCCAGCCGUCCGGCCCCUUCGAGAUCCCUCGGAACGAAAACCACGGCCACGUCAGCGCACAGCCCCAGGAUGUGCUAAUGGAGUCCAGCCAGUCCAGGAGAGAUGAUCGGGAUGGGAGAUACAACAGGCGAUCGAGGUCGAGGUCUCCUCGGAGACGCUCGUCGUCCCGUACGCGGAGGUCCCGCUCCGGCUCACGUUCUCAUCGCUCGAGGUUCCGGCGCUCGCGGUCUCGGUCCAGAGAGCGCUGGAGGGGGUCGCCGAGGUCACGCACUGAGGACCGGAGGGAGAGAGAGAGGAAACAUAAGGGUCUCCCGCCCAUCAGGAGAGAGACGCUCAGCGUUUGCACCACAACACUGUGGAUCGGUCAGCUGGAUAAGAAAACACAGCAGCAGGACAUCAGCAGCCUGAUGGAGGAAUUCGGACAGAUCGAAUCUAUAAACAUGAUUCCUCCUCGAGGCUGUGCCUACAUCGUCAUGGUGCACAGACAGGACGCCUCCACAGCCCUGAACAAGCUCAGCAGAGGCAGCGCCAGAAUCAACCACAAGCCCUUCAAGAUUGCCUGGGCGCUGAACAAAGGCGUGAGCUCGCGGUUUAAGAAGUACUGGGACGUGGAGCUGGGAGUCACCUACGUCCCCUGGAGUAAGCUGAAGCCUGCGGAGAUCCCGGCUCUGAGAGACGGAGGCAUGCUGGACCAGGACACCUUCAAUCCAGAGUGGGCGUCGGUGCUGGAGGACCUGCUUAGAGCCGUUGAAGAUAAAGGAUGUAACCCCGAAGGAGAACCGAGCGAUGGAGCUGCCGUCGCCUUGGCUGGGCCUCAGGUACCUGCAGUGAGUGUCGAUGUGGCCGGGUCUCCUGCUGCCAUCACCCCCACCAUGAUCAGCCCCCCGCACACUCAUGCAGCAGACAAGCUGGAGGCCCCUUCAGCAGAACCCUGUGAAGGUCCUGUGAGCCAGAUGGACUCCCCUGAAGCCCCUGUGACCAGCAGCCUGCCUGCUGGAACCCUUCCUGGACCUCUGCAACAUCCUCCGGGACCCCUUCCUCCAUUCAUUCACCCAUUCCCAAACAACGUGCGUCCAAACAUGCCUCCAGUAAACAUGCCCCGUCCAAACAUUCCUCGUCCAAACGCACCCCAUCCCAAUGCGCCCCAUCCAAAUGUGCCUCACCCAAAUAUGCCCCCGAUGCACAUGGCACAGCCAACGAUGCCCCAGGGCCCCAUGUUUAGAGAGAGACCCCCUGGACCUCCUGGACCCCCUGGACCCAUGGGACCCCGUGGACCACGGGGACCCCCAGGCAGGUUCCGGAUGCCCAUGCCUGGGCCACACGAAGACUUUCCACCCCCAGGUCCUAUGGAGGGGGACCACUGGAACCGUGCCCCACUCAGGAACGACUGGAGACACUCUGGGCCAAACAGGGGUCCUGAAUGGUUCGAGGAAGGGCCACCGCCAUUUAGGCGUGGUGGGUGGGCCCGGGGCGGCCCCCGGGGACGUGGUCACUUUGCUAACUGACCACCUGUCUCAAAGUCUCCCAGACAUUUGAAGUUAGGUCUCAGUGAACCUUUCAAAACUGUGUCUACAGAAAUAAACGUGUCAUAAGAGGUCACGUGUGUCGAUAAACGUGAUCCCAAAGGUCAGUUUCCACGUUUUUCUACUUGUCCACUGACUGUAUCCAGUAAAUUAGGUCUCGGUCAACUUUAUGAGAUUGUCGACAUUUCAUUGCUAGUGAAAUAAGUGUGUCAUCCUGAGGUCACGUGUGUCAUUGUGAACCUGUCAUUGGCACACGUGACCUCAGAGUGAUAGGUGGAAAAAUCUGCUUUGGAAACUGACCUUUAACCCUCAAACUCUGUCUCACACACUUGAAGCUGGGUGGCUUGAAGUUGCUGCAGAAGCUGCUGUAAAAAUAUUAUUAAAAUGGAAUUAGCUGAGUUGUUCUGAAAUCACGUGUGCCAAUGAACGUUACUGGUGGUCAGAGGUCAGUUUCCAGGUUCCUCUGCUUGUCCAAAGACUCCCACAGACUGUUAGUUUCAUGUUUGUACUUUGAAAGGCUGUGUAAACGUCAUUGCUGUGCAAAGGAGUGUGUUGUUUUGAGGUCACAUGUGCUGAUGAACGUGAUUGUGGGGGUCAAAGGGAUGGGCAGGGGCUCGAAACUGGCUCAAAGUUUCGGGCAAAAUGGAGAAGUUGCUGUAGAAAUAUAAUUGCUGUGGAGACAAGUGUGAAAAGGUCACGUGUGCCAACAAAUGUGAGGACACGCAGAAGAAUCUGCUCAUAGCGGAAACUGACUGUUAAUGUGCAAAAACAGCUCCAGAGACUUGUAAGUGGGUUGAAGUGAGUCCAAAUUUGGUCAUUUAAAUUAAAUUUAACGCUAUUCUGAGGUCACGUGCGCCAAUGAACAUGUUUAUGGCACACGUGACCUCACAUCAAAACCGUAUUUUUCUAGUAUUUUGAAAAAAAACUUUUGCAACUUUUGGCCUCCGAUAACCAGCCCAGAGACUGCUGACAUGAAGUUAGGACAACUUAGGGGACGUCUCUGUAGAACUUCCAUGGAUACGCAGUUGUCAUUCUGAGGUCACGUGUGCCAGUCACCAUGAUUCGACAGGUAGAAAUAUCUGCCGGCUUUGGACACGGGUCCCUAAAGAAUCCCAGAGACUUGAACCCAGCUUACAUUUAGGGUGUGAUGAAGAACUUGGUGUGGAAACGUCAUCGCUUUGGAAAAAACGUGUGAAAUUCUGAGGUCACGUGUGCCGACUUGUUUGGUAGAACAACAAAAAAAGACUCUUAUUUUGGUUAUAUGUUCUUUGUUCAAACACGUGACCUUUUAAACUUAUAUUUGCGGAUGAUUUUUCUAAUUUUUAAGUCAGAAAACUUUCUUUUUUUUUGUGUUGUUUUUCUUAAAUAAGUCAUUGUCAGAUGCACUUUUCAUAAUUUUUAAACAUCUUUUGGGCAAAUCCUGGCACUCAAGACUUUAUAUUGACCCUGUAAAGGUUGACCAUGUGCUGUGUCCACUGAAACCUGCCCAGUCCACGAUGAAAAAGUGUUCUGAAAUGGAGGAAACAUUUCUGCUCACAAGCUAAUACUGUUUUUGAGGUUGUAUAUUUUGGGGUUGCAUGUUUAUAUUUACUUUACCCGACUGUUGGGAAGGAGGAGGAUCCGGGAAAGCUUGCCUGCUUGGAUCGGAAAAGCCAUUUGCUUUUUGAUCGGUCAGCAGGUUCUCCUCCUGUGAGCUCGCUGUUGAUUUUAGUAAACUAUUUUUCUACUAA